Molecule: messenger RNA, 305 nt
Organism: Symbiodinium sp. CCMP2456
Lineage: Eukaryota; Dinophyceae; Suessiales; Symbiodiniaceae
Source: the annotation of a GenBank genome assembly
GCGCAGCCAUGGCUUUGGCUGCCUUUCUUUGGUCCUUGCUCGCAGAAAUGGUCCUUGUCCCAGCAGCGCGCAGCUUCAUGGAGACAUUGAUCAUCUACUGCGCCUCGCGUGGCUGCUGCUGCGGGCAUGCCACGCUCCUGGCGCGUUGCCCGGGGCUCCUCCGCUUCCCGCACAAGGGCUCAUGGACCUCUCGGGAGCUGCUCCUGCGCAACGUCGAGGCUCUGCUUGCAGAAGCAUCAUCGCCUCGCCAUGUGCUCAAAGCCGCGCAGUCGCAAGGUAGCCAAGGACAGAAGCCUAUCUCCUGA